This is a messenger RNA of Apiotrichum porosum, 1275 nucleotides long. RefSeq names its product Carbon-nitrogen hydrolase (gene NTA1). The record is from RefSeq and is a predicted model, not a curated record. Gene Ontology annotation, molecular function: protein-N-terminal glutamine amidohydrolase activity; protein-N-terminal asparagine amidohydrolase activity. Bases 1 to 1275 code for a protein of 424 amino acids. NCBI's taxonomy places the organism in Eukaryota, Fungi, Basidiomycota, Tremellomycetes, Trichosporonales, Trichosporonaceae. Gene Ontology annotation, biological process: protein catabolic process. The transcript has 6 exons.
AUGACCGCCCUUCCACCUGUUCCCGUCUACCGGGCACAGCCUAUACGCAUUGCCUGUGUCCAGUUUGACCCUAAACUUGGCAAAGGUGUCGAGAACGCGGCAAAGGUCGAGUCGAUGACAGCUCGCCUUCAACCAGGCAUGCUCGACCUGCUCGUCCUCCCGGAAAUGGCUCUGUCGGGGUACAUGUUCACCACCCCGUCGGCCAUCCAGCCGCACCUCGAACACCCUACCACGGGCUUGACGGCGACGCUGGCGAAGAAGCUGGCCGCGAGGCUGCGGUGUCAUGUCGUGGCAGGCUAUCCCGAGGCGUUUAGCGACGACGAGCCCGUGGUCCCACCGCGCGCGUCCGCGUCCACGAGCACUGCCGACGACACGCCCAUCGUCACUGCCCCGCCCGCCGACCCGCCCGUCUUCGCCGAGAUCAACGGGACGGGAACUGGGACUGGGACCGACCCUUCCCUCCCUCCAGCACCACCGGCGAACGGCUCGCAUGCGAACGGCACCCACCUUCUCCCUCCUCCACCGUCCUUCCCUCCCAAGCGGCCCAACGGCCCCAGCCACCCGCUCACCGCCGCGCAGGUGGGCUACAACUCGGCCCUCAUCGCGUCGCCCGCAGGCGAGGUGGUGGGCAACUAUCGCAAGACGUUCCUCUUCGAGACGGACAAGAACUGGGCGCGCGAGGGCAGCGGGUUCAUGCACUGGGACCUGCCGGCGCCGCUGGGCCGCGUCGCUAUUGGAAUCUGCAUGGAUCUGAACCCCGAGGACUUUAUCUCUCCGUGGAACGCGUACGAGCUCGCGACAUACUGCGCCACCAACGCAGUGGACAUGCUCGUCGUCCCGAUGAACUGGCUCGACCCGCGAGAACAGGACUCUGACUCGGACUCGGACUCGGACUCAGACACCGACACCCAUUCGGACACCGGCUCUGACGGGGAGCGCGUGCCGCCGCGCGACCCCAACGCGCCGAGCAUCAACAACCUCAACUACUGGGCCGCGCGCCUGGCCCCCCUGCACGACCCGGCACCGACGUACGCCGCCGCCGCGCCCCCAGGCUACGACGGUGCAGGUGCAGGUGCAGGUGCAGGUGCGCCUUCUGCUUCUGCACCCCCGAAAGAAGUCGUGUUUGUCAGCUGUAACCGUGCGGGAACGGAGGGAGGGACGCUGUUUGCGGGUUCGAGCUGUGUCAUGACCAUGCGCAGCGAGCCCAAGGCUGUCGAACUUGUGGAGGUGUGUACGCGGUCCGAGGAGAGGGUCAUGCUCGCGAUUGUCACUUAG